ACCGUAUCAAUAUAAAGGCAAAAACAAUACGUGAGUGGAACAGUGCUAAUUGAUUUUCUUGACGUGUAUAAAUAUUCUGAAGAAAGAUGUCUUUCCUUGGCAAGGAGUACGUUUUGGAGAAGCAAGAGAACUACAAUGAAUUCAUGGAAACAUUGGGCGAAACCGUGUCGGAGAAAAAGAGGAAGGAGGUCAUGGACUUCAAGGCCCGCAACAAAGUGACGAAGAAUGGAGACGAGUAUACAUUAUCAGUGACUGUGGUGGAAGGGUUCACCCACGAGAUCACCUUCAAGAGCGGCGUGCCCUUCGAUGAGAAAAUCAGAGAGCAUACGUCAAAAUCGGUGAUCACCGUGGAAGGCGACACACUCACUCACAUCCAGAAGUUUGGUGACAUUGUCACCUUCACUCACAAGAGGGUCUACUCCGGGGAUACCAUGGUGCUGACGACUACCUCUAGCAAUUGGAACGGAGAAGCGAAGAGAUACUUCAAGGCCGUUUAGUUUCUACUUAUUUUAUAAUUAAGAUUAGUUUAUACCAUCACGCCUGUAU
Messenger RNA from Pectinophora gossypiella (pink bollworm), 546 nucleotides. RefSeq names its product fatty acid-binding protein 2-like. Gene Ontology annotation, molecular function: fatty acid binding. Gene Ontology annotation, biological process: fatty acid transport. The coding region runs from base 87 to 497 and encodes 136 amino acids. Gene Ontology annotation, cellular component: cytosol; nucleus. The record is from RefSeq and is a predicted model, not a curated record. The transcript has 4 exons. NCBI's taxonomy places the organism in Eukaryota, Metazoa, Arthropoda, Insecta, Lepidoptera, Gelechiidae.